UCAGUUUCCAAUGUAACCAGGGUAUAACCUCCAUUAGCUGUGUUAUAGUAUGUAGUCUGUGGCUGUGUUUACAUUCAAAGUUUACAUGCUCUAUUAACGUGCAUGCUUGUAAUUGCUUGAUUUAAUAUAUAAAUGUUCUACCGGCCUGUAGAACGUCUCUUUCGAUUCUACCUUACCGAAUAUUGCUUGAAGACGUGAAGUAUUAGAACGACUAUGGAUGAUCAAGCGCCAAGUUUAGACGUUGAAAAUGAUCUUUUUACCUUUGAAUCUGGUCAUUUGGCCUUAAAAGGCAACGAAGACUAUUGCGAAGUCCUAAAAACACUCGUAUGCCUUUCAGCUCAAAGGGAAAAAGCCCUUAAAGACUAUAAGGCGAUAGCAGAAUUGAAAAUCGAAUGUUUAAAAGAUCCAUUUGGCACAUUGAAAAAAAUGCAAACCGACAACAACCUAGGUAUACCCCCCAUGCUGGAGCUGCCUAAGCUACCAAAAAUCGAUUUUCAAAAAUACAAAAUGAAAGUUGCUGAAAGUGAUCUGAUGGAGAUUUAUUCAGAUAAACCACAAAACUCUCCUGACAAGCCCAUCGUUGAAAAAGCUACUGGCGGCACUUACAAAGCGUGGAGUCCUGAGGAACAACGGCGCCUAGAAGAAUUGUUGCGGAUUUAUCCUCCGGAACCAAUAGAAAUGAAACGGUUUCAGAAGAUCGCCGAUGCGCUUGGGAACAAAACAGUGCAUCAAGUAGCCAGCAGACUUCAGAAAUAUUUCCUCAAAUUGUACAAAGCGGGACUGCCUAUUCCAGGCAGAAUACCGAAAUGUGCAGAAAAAUACCGGAAAUCGGCCCACCACAAACACCAACGUUUUAAUCACUACCUUUGGAAGCCAACCACGUUUUUCCCAGAACUCAGUAUUCCCGUUCAAAUGGAGGAUUUGAACAAUAUUCCGGGUCCCAGUGAAGUUCCAACGAAUAUAAAUAACAGCUCAAGAAAUGAUAAUUACCUCAUGAGAACUGACUACCUGCAGUCCUCUGGUGAUACAGAAGCAACCGAAAACUUCAGUCCAGAACUCCAGCUCAAAUUACUAAAACGGGUGCGAGAGGUUAAAGUGUGUGAAUCAGCCGACAGUUAUGUUCCAUUCAGCCACGCGGGCUACAAGUGCAAUUAUUGUGACGAAUCACCAAUCGUGGGCACCAGAUGGUACUGCACUGUAUGCUCGGACUCUGUCGAUUUUUGCUCUGACUGUGUAAUAUCGCAAAUGUACACAGAAACACCCCAUCCGUUCAACCACUGGCUCGCUGCGGUUCAAGAUGAUUCGGGAGUCAAAUCCUCAUAUAAUGACUGCCCGCACAAAUGAAACAUCUACCCUCCAACCUGAUUCAGCAACAGAAAAUAUUCCACUGCUGGAAAUUGUGGACGAAAAUCAAAAUCCAACUAUUGUCAUUCCAGCGGCGGCCGCUGAUCAAUCGCUAGAGGAACGACUUCAAAGCGCUGUGAUUGGACGAAAUAGAGCAGAAGUAGAGGAUAUUUUGGAUCCAAACAAUACAUCAGAAGCCGACUUGAGGACUCAGUUGAGCCAUAAAUUUGAAACGGAAAAUGGCACCAGAAAAAUUCUGAGUAUCGCUUGCGAGAAGUCCUCAAUUGAGAUAUUGCGACUUGUGUAUGAAAAAGUAAUUGAAUUUGAAUCGGAACCAAGGGACGAGAGCUGGUACUAUUGGGGACCGCUUCACUUUGCCGCUUAUUGUACUGACUGCAAAAAAUUGGACGCCAUCAUUGGUAUUAUUCAAGAUCGAAACAAGCUGAAUAGUCUAUCAAUAUUUUCGGAGAAUGCUUUGCACGUGCUUCUGGAGUAUGGUAGGCGGAUUGAAUCUUUUCCAGUACAACUUACUAAUGGAUGGGAGAGCCGAAUCUGCCACAUCAUCCCCGAAGAGCACGAUGAAAUUGUUGAAUGUGCGCGUUUAUUGAUCGAUGCAG
Messenger RNA from Dendroctonus ponderosae (mountain pine beetle), 1961 nucleotides. RefSeq names its product ZZ-type zinc finger-containing protein 3 (gene Atac1). The record is from RefSeq and is a predicted model, not a curated record. NCBI's taxonomy places the organism in Eukaryota, Metazoa, Arthropoda, Insecta, Coleoptera, Curculionidae. Gene Ontology annotation, molecular function: zinc ion binding.